AGGUGUGAAUCUGGGGGGCCGGUGGGCAGAGGGAGAGGAGGUGACGCAGUUCCGGCCUUGGUCUCUGCUGCUGAAGCUCCUUGCAGAUGAGCUGGACAGGCCUGGCUCUGUCUGGAGGGAAAGCAGGCGGUGGAGGAUCCGAGGAGCAGCGCUGGAGGCAUCUGGGUGUCUUGGCUGAGGAUGGGGUCCAUGGCCUUGGUUGCAGCAACAUUUGCAGUUCUUUAUUUACUGGAUCCCUUUGCAGGUUCACAGGGAGAGGCAUCUCUUCCAGCCCCAACACUCUCCUUGUCCACCCCGUACAGCACAUUUUUAAAUGAAGAGUGGAUCUAUUUGGACUGCACACCUCCAGCAGAACAGACGGGAUCAUGGUUCUCCUUCUCUCAAAUGAACAGAUCAAAUCAAUGGACUAUAUACAAGGAACAGAUAAGAAAAUCUUUGGAAAUCCCCGCAACAGACCUGGAAUCAAAGGAAACUUUUAUUUGCUUUUACAAAACCAAAGAUAACAAAGGAAGAAGUUUUCAGUCUCCAAGGAGUAACAGCAUAGCCAUCUCCAUUAUAAAGCCUCCUCGAGGUCCAGUUCUCUCCCUGGAUCCUCAGCAGCCCUUUUACAUCCCCGGAGAAGAGCUCAGCCUGGACUGCGCGGCUCCAGAGGGACAAGAUGUGGCCGGAUACAGAUUCCUCAGGGAGGGACAAACCCAGAAAAGUAAGCAACUAUUCCUUGAAGGGAAAGAACCCCGUCAAGCUUUCCAAGUGGAUGAAAACACGAAUGGGACCUAUGUCUGUGUGUAUUGGAUUCUGACCGCAGAAGGGCGGGAGAUUCAGUCCCAGAAAAGCAACACUGUCUCCAUCGUGGUGAGAGAUCUUCCCCCGACUCCAGAUCUGAAGAUGGAUCCUGCAUCCGGAAUGAUACUGGCAGGGGACACCAUGCGUAUAACUUGUUCAUCCAAUGGGAACCACACGGAGAGAAAGUUCUAUUUCUACAAGGAUGGAGCUGAGAUUGGGGUCACCAACCAAAGGCCUCUGAAUUGCUCCAAAGAGCCUGGAGACGCUUCUUCCAACAUCUCCCUGAGCAUCUGUCUACAAGCUCAGCCCAACCUGACAGGGGAAUAUACCUGCAGGUAUAAAAAAAGCAUGAGUGGCAGGUGGAUCAUGUCUCCCUGGAGCCAGAAGGUCAACAUCACAGGUGAGCUGGACAGGCCUGGCUCUGUCUGGAGGGAAAGCAAGGCGGAGGAGGAUCGGAGGAGCAGCGCUGGAGGCAUCCGGGCAUCUUGGCUGAGAAUGGAGUCCAAGGCCUUGGUUGCAGGUUCACAGGGAGAAGCAUCUCCUCCAGCCCCUACACUCUCCUUGUCCACCCCGUUCAGCACAUUUCAUCCCUUUUACAUCCUGGGAGAAGAGCUCAGCCUGAACUGUGCGGCUCCAGAGGGACAAGAUGUGGCCGGAUACAGAUUCUUAGAAGUGGCACAAAGCCUGCCAGGUUGGCAAAUAUUCCUUGAAGGGAAAGAACCCCACAAAGCUUUCCAAGUGGGUGAAAUCACUAAUGGGACGUAUGUCUGCAUGUAUUGGAUUCUGACCCCAGAUGGGCAGCAGAUUCAGUCCCAGAAAAGCAGCACUGUCUCCAUCGUGGUGAGAGAUCUUCCCCCAACUCCGAAUCUGAAGGUGGAUCCUGCAUCUGGAGUGUACCUGGAAGGGGACACCCUGCUUAUCAUUUGUUCAUCCAAUGGGAGCCACACGGAGAGAAGGUUCUAUUUUUACAAGGAUGGAGCUGAGAUUGGAGACACCAACCAGGGGUCUCUGAAUUUCUCCAAAUUCAGAGGUGCCCCUUCCAAGGUCUCUCUGAGCAUUUGCCUACAAGCUGAGCCCAACCACACAGGGGAAUAUACCUGCAGGUAUGAAGAAAACAUGAGUGGCAGGUGGAUCAUAUCUCCCUGGAGCCAGAAGGUCAACAUCACAGAAAGGGUGUGUUUUAAGAAAAUUGACCCUGGGAAACAGUAA
Molecule: messenger RNA, 1992 nt
Organism: Anolis carolinensis (green anole)
Lineage: Eukaryota; Metazoa; Chordata; Lepidosauria; Squamata; Anolidae
Product: Fc receptor-like protein 5
Exons: 10
Coding region: 181-1992 (603 amino acids)
Biological process (GO): cell surface receptor signaling pathway
Cellular component (GO): plasma membrane
Molecular function (GO): transmembrane signaling receptor activity
Source: RefSeq, a predicted model, not a curated record